GUCUCGGACCCCCGCUGUCGCAGAGCCCUGCCCACUCCCUGCAGGGCUCCGAAGCCCGGCGCUCUGGGUCCCCCGCCAGCCUUCAAGAGGACCGGCUUUGCCGCGCGGUAGCUCGGACUGUUUCCACCUAGUGCUAGGCCCGGAUCCAGUCCUGGAGCGCCUUCCUAGCUUACCUCACAGCAGCCCGCUCGCCUCGCUUCGGGCCUGGGGAUCUUCCCCUCCGCGCCGGGUGCGCCCUAACCCACCUCCCAGGACAGCCCAUCCUGCGUAUUUCUGGGAUCCAGCCCCAGACUGGACGGGGAACCCGCUCCGGUUGGGAUCUGAGGGGGCCUACAGCAAUGGUUACAGCUCUGGCCUGAGCCUGUGGACAUCAGCCCUCUGGUUAUGCCGACUAUCUGCUAUGACAUUAGUCUAGCUUCUUUCCUUCCCUGAGCCUGUUCCCCUAACUGAUCUGGUGCUCCAUUAUUGAGUUAGCAUCAGAGCUGCUGACGUUCUGCUGAGCAGUGCAAAACAGCUCAAACUCUUCUCUCCGCUGACAGCAGAAUUUAGAUAAAGUCUUCAGAAGGAAGAAAUUGGGGCCAGAGAGGAAAGUGAGGAAAAUCAGAUCCCAGAUCUUCGGAAAGAAGGCACUUUAAGGAGCAACACACCCUCCACCAUAGCCCAUCAAGCAGAAGGGUAAGGCUGUGAAGAGCCGGAGCUCACAGGUCUCCUAGGAUAACAGUCCCAAACAGGCUGGUGCCACCCUCCAGCUGCCCAGGGGAUGUGGCUGUGAGGCAGAAUCCACAGACCCCGUGGGAAGAGGGCUCCGAGGGCCAUGGCCCAGGUCAGCAUCAACAAUGACCUCGGCGAGUGGGGCUUGAGCACAGACUCCGGGGAGCGGGCCCGUCUGCUGCAGAGUCCCUGCGUGGACACAGCCCCCAAGAGUGAAGGGGAGGCCUCUCCUGAGGGUCUGGGCAGAGGCACUACUUCCACAAUUGGGGCCAUCUUCAUCGUCGUCAAUGCCUGCCUAGGUGCAGGGCUGCUCAAUUUCCCAGCAGCCUUCAGCACAGCAGGGGGCGUCGCAGCGGGCAUCACACUGCAGAUGGGCAUGCUGGUCUUCAUCAUCAGUGGCCUAGUCAUCCUGGCCUACUGCUCCCAGGCCAGCAAUGAGAGGACCUACCAGGAGGUGGUGUGGGCCGUGUGUGGCAAGCUGACGGGAGUGCUGUGUGAGGUCACCAUCGCCAUCUACACUUUUGGCACCUGCAUCGCCUUCCUCAUCAUCAUCGGAGACCAACAAGACAAGAUUAUAGCUGUGAUGGCAAAGGAGCCUGAGGGGGCCGGCAGCAGCUCCUGGUACACAGACCGGAAGUUCACUAUCAGCCUCACUGCCUUCCUCUUCAUCCUGCCCCUUUCCAUCCCCAGAGAGAUCGGCUUUCAGAAAUACGCCAGCUUCUUGAGCGUCGUGGGCACCUGGUAUGUCACUGCCAUCAUCAUCAUCAAAUAUAUCUGGCCAGAUAAAGAGAUGACCCCAGGGGACAUCCUGACUAGGCCAGCCUCCUGGGUCGCCGUGUUCAAUGCUAUGCCCACCAUCUGCUUCGGAUUUCAGUGCCACGUGAGCAGUGUGCCAGUCUUCAACAGCAUGCGGCAGCCCAAAGUGAAGACCUGGGGUGGGGUGGUGACAGCCGCCAUGGUCAUAGCCCUCGCUGUCUACAUGGGCACGGGCAUCUGUGGCUUCCUGACCUUCGGAGCUGCUGUGGACCCCGAUGUGCUCCUGUCCUACCCCUCGGAGGACAUGGCUGUGGCCGUUGCCCGUGCCUUCAUCAUCCUGAGCGUGCUCACCUCCUACCCCAUCCUGCACUUCUGUGGGCGGGGAUGCCCGUGGAGGAGGACGUGGGGCGGGAGCGGCGGCGACGCGUGCUGCAGACGCUGGUCUGGUUCCUGCUCACCCUGCUGCUGGCACUCUUCAUCCCUGACAUCGGCAAGGUCAUCUCAGUCAUCGGAGGCCUGGCCGCCUGCUUCAUCUUUGUAUUCCCAGGGCUGUGCCUCAUUCAAGCCAAACUCUCAGAGAUGGAAGAAGUCAAGCCAGCCAGCUGGUGGGCACUGGUCAGUUAUGGUGUCCUCUUGGUCACCCUGGGAGCCUUCAUCUUCGGCCAGACCACAGCUAAUGCCAUCUUUGUGGAUCUCUUGGCAUAACCUCUGCCUCCCAGGCAACACAUGGCCUUUGCCACUGGAUGCAGGAGCGCAUCUCUUAGAGCUGUGGGCUCACCUUGAGUCCAGCAUCAUUCCCGUCUACUGGUGGGAUGACAUCUGGACAUCCUUUUCCAGGGACAGUUCUGGAGUGAAAUCAGACCUCACACCUCUGGACAACGCAGACCGAGCUCCCCUCCUGCUCUCCAGUCCCGGCAGUGCUAGAAUGGAGGGAGGAGGUCUUGUAUCACAGAAGAACCUUCUCUGUCCUCCAACUCUCAGCUUCUCCAUUCCUGAAAAACAUGGGUGAAGAGAAUCAGAACAUCUCAGAAAAGAGACCCCAGCCUGACUUUCAUUUGGAGACAGAGUAUGGGCAAAGGGCCACUCCACAGAGCACCGUGUCCUGAGUGGGACCUGUGCUCAUUACCCCAGGACUCGGUGCCUACUCCAGUUUGUCAGCUGCUUGGCCAGCAGUGGCUUCUCUGGGAUCUGGCCACUUCCAAAGGUAGCACAAAAGUCAUACAGACGCACAGAGGUAGAUAGAGUCAUGCCUUGUCCACCCCCAGCCUGGGCCCACAGUGAGCCUGUAGACCUCUUGUCCGUGGCUAAUUGACAUUUCCCAAGACUUUGGGACCUCACUCUCUUUCCCCAGACCUGAGGGUCCAGGUGUCCCUCUCCUCCUCCAUCUCCAGACAUCAUCAAGUCUAAUGUUUACAAACGGUGCCAGCCCGGCUCUGACUCAAAGGACAGGGGCCGUCCCGUGCCACCGCGGUGCUGUGAGUACUCUUCAGUUAGCUUUCCCCUUGGCAGAAAGUCUGUUUUUCUCACUCAGAUUCCAGAUGGGCCCCUUGUUUCUGUGGCACAGGUGGGUGAGAGAGAAGGCUGGGAACCUUUCAAACCCACGCAGGCUGGGCUGGUCAGAGUCCAAGUGAGUUUCUCUGAUAGCUUCUCUUGCAGCGACUCCUUCUCUUCUGCCUGCGCUCUGCUCCCUUCUUCCCUGGCAACCCCAGCAGGAUAGCCCACAGAGAAGAACAGCCGAGUUGUCACUGACUCGGCAGCACUUGAGUGUAGUCACGCCAGUCUAGGAGUGUCCCUUCUGGUCCAGAUCUUGUCUGCUCCCUCCCCCCAGCAUUUCUUCAGUCCCUACCCCAUUUUUUCUAGCUCAUUCUCUCCUGCUCAUGCAACACUGGGGGCAGGUGGUGUACUAGACCCUUUUGUGUCAGCUUCCUCAGCUCCUCAGGCCCACCAGACCUGGCCUCAGUGACCUGACACUGAGGUCAUAUGUGGGUUGUGCCCCAGGUAGGGUGAGGAGGGACACUCUUCUCCCACUCUGAUUUUUUUUUUAAUUUUUUUUUUUUAACAUUUAUGUUUGAGAGGGAGAG
Molecule: messenger RNA, 3548 nt
Organism: Hyaena hyaena (striped hyena)
Lineage: Eukaryota; Metazoa; Chordata; Mammalia; Carnivora; Hyaenidae
Gene: SLC38A7
Product: solute carrier family 38 member 7
Exons: 11
Coding region: 815-2476 (553 amino acids)
Biological process (GO): amino acid transmembrane transport
Molecular function (GO): L-aspartate transmembrane transporter activity; L-asparagine transmembrane transporter activity; L-histidine transmembrane transporter activity
Source: RefSeq, a predicted model, not a curated record